GCGGGGCAGCCAUGCUCCUGUCCGGGGGCGACCCCCCGGCGCAGGAAUGGUUCAUGGUGCAGACAAAAUCGAAGCCUCGGGUGCAGCGGCAGCGUCUGCAAGUGCAGCGCAUCUUCAGGGUCAAGCUCAAUGCCUUCCAGAGCCGCCCAGACACCCCCUACUUCUGGCUGCAGCUCGAGGGGCCCCGGGAGAACAUGGGCAAAGCCAAGGAGUAUCUGAAGGGACUGUGCAGCCCGGAGCUGUGGAAGGAAGUUCGCUACCCGCCGAUCCUGCACUGUGCCUUCCUCGGGGCCCAGGGCCUCUUCUUGGACUGCCUCUGCUGGAGCACCCUGGCCUACCUGGUGCCCGGCCCCCCUGGCUCCCUGAUGGUGGGUGGGCUGACUGAGUCUUUCGUCAUGACCCAGAACUGGUUGGAGGAGCUGGUGGGACGGCUGCGCUGGGGCCCUGCUCCUCUGCUGACCCCUCGGGGGAUCUGGGAGGCUGAGGUGACCCGGGCUUUUGGGGCCCUGGUCUGGAUCCGUGGUGACCAGCAUGCAGGCGACCUGCUGCAGCUGCCCCCAGCAGUCCAGGAGCUGUUGCUGAGCCUGGUGCGGGAUGCCGCGGGUAAGGAGGACAUCAUCCAGUGGCUGAGCCGCUUCGGCAUCUCUAACACCCACUCCAACCCGGAGGUCCUGAUCUGCCCUCCACAGCAGAAGAAGGAGGGCUCAGCCGUGGUGUCCAUGGGAGAGAGUCCUGGGCACUUUCUGGAUGUGGGGACCCCCAAGAAUGGGGGCCUAGACAAAUCAAAGAGAAUAAGCAGCGUAGGAGCCACCAGGGCCCUGGUCCCAGCCCAGAGCACACAGCAGGAGACGGCAGCCCAGCUGGUACGGGUCGUUUCCAACAACCAAGGUGGUACGGACAGUGCUCGGGAGGAAGGGCCGGUGCAAGCCACCAGCAGCCAGGACUCUGCGAACCACACGAAAGCUUUGUUGCAGCAAAGACAGGUCCAGAGAGUAGAAGAUAAAUCCUCCUUCCAACCUCCGGUAUCAGCCCUGGGUGUAUGCCCACCCUGGAAGGCCUGGACCCCAGGACAAGCCUUUGGGCCCUUGUGGCCAGGGGCUAUUGCUGCAACCUUCUGGAGGAUCAAUGAGCUGCAUUCUCUCCACCUGGCCUGGCUCUUGUCCCAGGCGUACUUCAAUUUCCCCUUCUGGCAGAGGCCGCUGGGCCCCAUUCAGUUAAAGCUGCCAGGGCAGAAUCCUUUGCCCUUAAAUCUAGAGUGGAAGCAGAAGGAGCUGGCUCCUCUACCCUGUGCAGAAAGCCCAGCUUGUAGACCUGAUGGGGGGCUGGGAAGAGAGGCAGCCCUACAGAGUUGCCUGAGGACAGAGACUCCCCCCAAAGUCAUGAGUUUACUGGUAGUCCCUGGGGGCUCGGGUGUAAAGGGCAAAGUUAGCCCAGGACUUCCACAGAUAGGGCCACCCUUGACCUCUACAUCCCAACUACAAACCGGAGGUGAGCCAGGAGAUCAAGGAGGUAUGCAGUUGGAUUGUAAGGGGCUGGAAGAGGGACCCUCUCCAACACUGCCCAUGGGGGAAGAGAUGCCCGUAGCUCAAGAGAAGCCCAUGACUCAAGGGGAGCUAACAGCUUGGUCCGUACCUGAAGCUCAAACAGUGCCUGAAACUUUCAAAGUGCCCGUGGCAGCAGCUGUGCCCAAAGCUGAAAACCCGUCCAGAACUCAAGUGCUGCCUGCAGCUCCUGAAGUGCCUACAGUCCAAAGGAUGCCGGCAGUGCACGCAGAGCCUGCAGCUCCCCAAGUGCCUUCCGCUCCAGCAAAGCCAGCAGCUCAAGGGGUGGCCACAGCUCAAAAAGCAGCCACGGGUCAACUGGCAUCGACGACUCAAGUGGUGCCCACAACUCCAAAAACUCCCAUGGCUCAGAGGAUGCCAGUAGCCAAAACAUCACCUGCAAGUCCCAAAACACCAAAAUCUCAAACUGGGCUUGCAGCUGAAACAGAGUCUGCAGCUCCCAAACUCUCCAGAGCUCCCAAAACUCCUGCAGCUCGGAAGGAGUCCACAGAUGCAGGGCUGACCUUGGAUGUAGCCAAACUUCUGAGCGAGGUCCAGCCUUUGGCAAGGGGUAGUGCUUCCCUACCGAAGGGCCGUGGGGAGGCUGGGAAGCAGGGUCCCCAGCCCAACAGCACCUCAGCCCUCAGCGGUAAACACCCAUCUCAAGUGGAGGGGCUCCUGGGGCCUUGGGAGGGGGCCCCGAGGCAGCCGCCUCGCCACCUACAGGCGAACAGUACAGUGACCAGCUUCCAGAGAUACCAUGAGGCUCUGAAUACACCCUUCGAGCUGAACCUGUCGGGGGAACCUGGGAACCAGGAGUUGCGGCGAGUGGUCAUUGAUGGCAGCAGCGUGGCCAUGGUGCAUGGCCUCCAGCACUUCUUCUCCUGCCGAGGCAUUGCCAUGGCAGUACAGUUUUUCUGGAACCGGGGACACCGAGAGGUCACUGUGUUUGUACCCACCUGGCAGCUGAAGAAGAACCGGAGGGUGAGAGAGAGCCACUUUCUGACGAAGCUACACUCGCUCAAGAUGCUUUCAAUCACCCCCUCCCAGCUUGAGAACGGCAAGAAGAUCACCACCUACGAUUAUAGGUUCAUGGUCAAACUGGCAGAGGAGACAGAUGGCAUCAUUGUCACCAAUGAGCAGAUUCACACUCUGAUGAAUAAUUCCAAGAAACUGAUGGUCAAAGAUCGCUUGCUGCCUUUCACCUUUGCGGGGAAUCUCUUCAUGGUACCAGAUGACCCCCUGGGCCGUGAUGGCCCUACCUUGGAUGAGUUUCUGAAGAAGCCAAACAGGUUGGACACCGACAUUGGCAACUUCCUAAAGGUGUGGAAGACCCUUCCUCCCAGCUCAGCCUGCAUCUCGGAGUUAAAUGACGAGGUUGACGUUGGGCCCCCGGAGUGUUCAAAGAAUGUGGCAGAAAUCAGGGAGCAGAAGGAGGAGAGGCAGGAUGAGGUGCACAGAGGGGGGCAGGACAUGUGGAAGCUGGCCGAAGAGGACAACCUCGACGCUUCUCUGGCAUCAGUGUUCAGAGUAGAGUGUCCUUCCCUUUCCGAGGAGAUCCUCCGGUGCCUCAGCCUCCAUGACCCUCCUGACGGGGCCCUGGACAUCGAUCUCCUGCCAGGGGCGGCUUCUCCCUACUUGGGCAUCCCCUGGGAUGGGAAGGCUCCCUGCCAACAGGUUCUGGCCCACCUGGCCCAGCUAACCAUCCCCAGCAACUUCACCGCGCUCUCCUUCUUCGUGGGGUUCAUGGACUCCCACCAGGAUGUCAUCCCCGACUACGAAGCCCUUGUGGGCCCCCUGCACAGCCUCCUCAAGCAGAAGCCGGACUGGCAGUGGGACCGGGAGCAUGAGAAGGCCUUCCUGGCCUUGAAGCGGGCCCUGGUGUCCGCCCUCUGCCUGACGGCCCCCAACUCCCAGCUGCCCUUCCUCCUGGAGGUGACAGUGAGCCAGGUGGCGCUGACGGCCAUCCUGCAUCAGGAGCACUCAGAGAGGAAGCACCCCAUAGCCUAUACCUCAAAACCCCUCCUCCCCGACGAGGAGAGCGAGGGCCCCCAGUCAGGGGGAGACAGCCCCUACGCCGUGGCCUGGGCCCUCAAGCAUUUUUCACGCUGCAUCGGAGACACCCCGGUGGUCCUAGACCUCUCGUAUGCCUCCCGGACCACCGUGGACCCUGAGGCUCCGGAGGGCCGCCGGGUUUCCAAAGCCUGGUUGAUCCGAUGGUCCCUCUUGGUACAGGACAAAGGCAAAAGGGCCCUGGAAUUGAGCCUCCUCCAGGGCCUGCUGGGGGAAAACCGACUGCUGACGCCUGCCUCCUCGAUGCCUCGAUUCUUCCAGGUUCUGCCUCCUUUCUCUGACCUGUCCAUGUUUGUCUGUAUCCACAUGUCGGGCUAUUGCUUCUACCGCGAGGAUGAGUGGUGUGCUGGCUUUGGUCUCUAUGUUCUGUCUCCCACCAGCCCCCCUGUCUCUCUCUCCUUCUCCUGCUCUCCUUACACGCCGACCUACGCCCACCUGGCAGCCGUGGCCUGCGGCCUGGAGCGCUUUGGCCAGUCUCACCUCCCAGUGGUGUUUCUCACCCACUGCAACUGGAUCUUCAGCCUCCUCUGGGAGCUGCUGCCCCUCUGGAGGGCUCGGGGCUUCCGCUCCUCCGAUAGGGCUCCACUACCUCACCCGAGCCUGCUCUCCUACAUUAUAUCCCUCACCUCCGACCUCUCCUCCCUUCCGUUUAUCUACCGAACCUCCUACCGGGGCUCUCUGUUUGCUGUGACAGUGGACACCCUGGCCAAGCAGGGUGCCCAGGGGGGCGGGCAGUGGUGGAGUUUGCCCAAGGAGGUGCCAGUCCCUGUAGUGACUCCCCAUACCAUGGGCAAGAGGCCCAACUUGCUGGCAUUACAGCUGGGCGACAGCACCCUGGCUGAGAUCAUUGCCAAGCUGCAGGCUGGGCAGAAGCUAUCUGGCUCCUCCCCCUUUAGUUCUGCCUUUAACUCCCUCAGCCUAGACAAGGAGAGUGGCCUGCUUAUGUUCAAGGGCGAUAAGAAGCCCCGGGUCUGGGUGGUCCCCACGCAACUCCGGAGGGAUCUGAUUUUCUCUGUGCAUGACAUCCCCUUGGGAGCCCACCAGAGGCCCGAGGAGACGUACAAGAAACUGCGGCUGCUGGGGUGGUGGCCCGGGAUGCAGGAGCAUGUGCGAGAUUACUGCAGGAGCUGUUUGUUCUGCAUUCCCCGGAACCUCAUAGGCAGCGAGAUGAAGGUUAUCGAGUCUCCGUGGCCCCUCAGGUCGACCGCCCCCUGGUCGAACCUGCAGCUCGAGGUGGUGGGCCCGGUCACCAUAAGCGAGGAGGGCCACAAGCACGUGCUGAUUGUGGCUGACCCUAACACCAGGUGGGUGGAGGCGUUCCCCCUGAAGCCCUACACGCACAUGGCUGUGGCCCAGGUGCUGCUUCAGCAUGUCUUUGCAAGGUGGGGCGUUCCUGUGAGGCUGGAGGCAGCCCAGGGCCCGCAGUUUGCCCGGCACGUCCUGGUGAGCUGCGGGCUGGCUCUGGGGGCCCAGGUGGUCUCCUUGAGUAGGGACCUCCAGUUCCCCUGCCUGACAAGCUCAGGGGCAUACUGGGAAUUCAAGAGGGCCCUCAAGGAGUUCAUCUUCUUGCAUGGCAAGAAAUGGGCAGCCUCCCUGCCCCUGCUGCACCUGGCCUUCAGGGCCUCCUCCGCCGAGGCCACACCCGUCCAGGUCCUGACCGGGGGCGAGGUGAGGCUGACUAAGCCCCUGUGGUGGGAGAUGAGCAGUGCAAACAUCGAAGGGCUCAAGAUGGAUGUCUUCCUGCUGCGGCUGGUGGGGGAGCUGCUGGAGCUUCACUGGAGGGCAGCGGACAAGGCAGGUGAGAAGGCUGAGAAUCGGCGCUUCAGGCAGGAGAGCCAGGAGAAGGAAUGGAAUGUGGGCGACCAGGUCCUCUUGCUGUCCCUCCCCAGGAACGGCAGCAGUGCCAAAUGGGUGGGUCCCUUCUACAUCGGGGACCGGCUGAGCCUGUCUCUCUAUAGAGUGUGGGGCUUCCCAACCCCAGAGAAGCUGGGGUGCAUCUAUCCCAGCAGUAUGAUGAAGGCGUUUGCCAAGAGCGGCACCCCCCUGUCUUUCAAGGUCUUGGAGCAGUGAGCAGGAGCAGCGGGGGAGCCCCCUGCCCCAGGGGUCCUGGGUUGCUGCUGCUAGGCCUCCCCCUGCCCCAGCAGUGCUCUCAGCCCCUUGGGGGGGCUCAGUUGUGCCUUUUGUAGAGAAGUUGCUUCAUAAAAGACUUUGCUGAAUUGCCUUGAACUGAGGACCAGCAUCUCUAUGGAAACAUUCCCAAUUUGGGGUACUUGGAGAAUCUGCCAAAGGCUGUCAGAUACGAGCCUCUGGCAGUUUGACACUGGGAGUAGAGUCCCUCUGCUAAGGUAGGCCAAGCUCAGUGUCUUUUCCCCAAGUAUCUUCUUUCCCCCUUUGCACACAUGCAGGUGUGUGGUGGCCUGUGUA
Molecule: messenger RNA, 6038 nt
Organism: Carlito syrichta (Philippine tarsier)
Lineage: Eukaryota; Metazoa; Chordata; Mammalia; Primates; Tarsiidae
Gene: NYNRIN
Product: NYN domain and retroviral integrase containing
Exons: 8
Coding region: 12-5684 (1890 amino acids)
Biological process (GO): DNA integration
Cellular component (GO): cytoplasmic ribonucleoprotein granule; nucleus
Molecular function (GO): mRNA binding; RNA-DNA hybrid ribonuclease activity
Source: RefSeq, a predicted model, not a curated record